CAGGACUCUUAAGUCGGGAGAAGUUUGCGCACAGCUCACAGUUGGGCGAGGGAAGGAAGGUGCCGGGAAAGCCAGCCCCCCAGACGCUGGGUGGGCUGCGCCGCCCGGCUCGCGGACCUUCCUGACUUGCAGAGGGGCCCACCGUCCGCCCCUCACCGUGGGGCGGACAUCUCCUGCUCAGGAGAUGGGCGCUGUAGCUUGAGUUCCUGAGUCUCUGGAGCCACCACCUGCGAACGUCCUUCGCUACUCCUGAGCUGUGCCCGGCCGCCCACUGAGAGUAUUCCAGAACUUAGAAGAAAAUCAUCUUCCAACACCGAAAAUGAAGUUCACACUUACUCGCUGGUGCUUGGUACUCUUCAUCUUUCUAAAUCACCCAACUCCAAUUCUUCCUGCCUCUUCAAAUAACACCUAUCCUCCAACGAUGGAGUCCGAGCCGUUUCUGUACAUUGUAGGACGAAAGAAAAUGAUGGAUGCACAGUACAAAUGCUAUGACCGAAUCCAGCGGUUACCCCUCUACCAAGGAGAAGGUCCCUACUGCAACCGUACCUGGGAUGGAUGGUUGUGCUGGGAUGACACGCCAGCUGGGGUUUUGUCCCAUCAGUACUGCCCGGAUUAUUUCCCAGACUUUGAUCCAACAGAAAAGGUUACGAAAUACUGUGAUGAAAAAGGGGAUUGGUUUAAACAUCCUGAGAACAAUCGAACCUGGUCCAACUAUACUAUGUGUAACGCUUUCACUCCUGAGAAACUGAAGAAUGCAUAUGUUCUGUACUAUUUGGCUAUUGUGGGCCAUUCUAUGUCGAUUUUCACCUUGGUGAUUUCUCUGGGGGUUUUCGUGUUUUUCAAGAGCCUUGGCUGCCAAAGGGUAACCCUGCACAAGAACAUGUUUCUGACUUACAUCCUGAAUUCUAUGAUUAUCAUCAUCCACCUGGUUGAAGUAGUGCCCAACGGAGAGCUCGUGAGAAGGGAUCCGGUGAGCUGCAAGAUUUUGCAUUUUUUCCACCAGUACAUGAUGGCAUGCAAUUAUUUCUGGAUGCUCUGUGAAGGGAUCUAUCUUCACACCCUCAUUGUGGUGGCCGUGUUCACUGAGGAGCAACACCUGCGGUGGUAUUAUCUUCUGGGCUGGGGGUUCCCGCUGGUGCCAACCACUAUCCAUGCUAUCACUAGGGCACUGUACUUCAAUGACAACUGCUGGCUGAGUGUGGAGACUCAUUUGCUUUAUAUCAUCCACGGCCCUGUCAUGGCGGCUUUGGUGGUCAAUUUCUUCUUCUUGCUCAACAUCGUCCGUGUACUCGUGAGCAAAAUGAGGGAAACCCAAGAGGCGGAAUCACACAUGUACCUGAAGGCGGUGAGGGCCACUCUGAUCCUGGUGCCCUUGCUGGGGAUCCAAUUUGUUGUCUUUCCCUGGAGGCCCUCCAACAAACUGCUUGGGAAAAUAUAUGAUUACCUGAUGCACUCUCUGAUUCAUUUCCAGGGAUUCUUCGUUGCGGUGAUUUACUGCUUCUGCAACAAUGAGGUCCAGACCACCGUGAAGCGCCAGUGGGCCCAGUUUAAAACCCAGUGGAACCAGCGUUGGGGGAGGAGCAAUAGCAACAGCCGCUCUGUUGCCAUCGCUGUAGUAGCUGAGGCCGGCGACAUCCCUGUUUACAUCUGCCACCAGGAGCCGAGGAACGAAGCCGCCAACAAUCUGGACGAUGAGGGCGCAGAGGUCAUCGCUUUGGAGAUCAUAGAGCAAGAGUCCUGCGCUUGACUGUGAAGCACAUUCAGCACCAUGAUCACUGAGCCCUCACCCCCUGGGAGACAGACCGACCAUGCGUCUAAAGUGAUUCCCAUCCUCCCAGGAGCCGAACAUAUCAUCUGUGACGAAUUAUUAAGUGAAUUUGUCCAUAGUGAUUCUGAAGAAAGUUAUUCUUGGUACUAUUGCUGUGGGAGACAGUCUAGGAAUUGAGUCUCCCUCUGCAACACUUGUGAACUCCAUCUUUCAUCCAGGACUGAGUUGCAGAUGUCUUGGUUAUGCAAGCAAAGUAUCUAAGAAAAACGCAACUAAAUUGACCUAGUUCAGAAACAGGGUGCUCCUUGUUAAUCUUGAGCCAUUUAUACCUUUGGAAAAUUAAAAUCACUGUCAAUAUUUUUCUUUUUAACUCAAGACUUUGAAUUAGAAUAUUUCUGUAUUUGGCUAUGAGUCCAAUUUUUAAUUUUUUUUAAUUUCAAUCAAUUCUGAUGUUAUUCAGAUGUUUAACCAUCCACACAAUGUAAACUGCACAAAUUACAUGGCCUCUGCCAGACAAAGUGGCUUUCUAAUAUAGAGAUGACUGAGUGUGUGGGGAGAAGGCCUGUGUUAGGCAGGAAGAUCUAAUGCUUUGAAUGAAAAAGAAAUUUAUAGAGUCAAUUUGCUGGAAGCAUUAGAUGGGCUGAUUUUGUAAUUGGUUUGUUAGUAUCCUAUGCUCAGUGUGAUUGUGGUAAUCCCGCCAAAUAGGGCAGGUCCUUACUGCUGUGAAGAACUGGCCUUCUUGUUGAAUAAGCUUUGGUCACUGGCAUUUACCAGUUGGGAGGUCACAAAGAAUCCAUCAUUAACUUUUUCACAAAACUGCCAAAAAUAUAUGUCCCCCACUUUCCUAAACUCUAGGAUUUAUAAAGCAAAUCACUCCGAGGUUUAUAAAGCAGAUUACCUCUUGCCCUUGGGUGCUAUCUAACAGUAAAAGAUAAAUUUGCUUAAGACUGGUCAUUAAAAGACUCCAUAUAAGUACAUUAACUGCCUUCCACCCAGCUUCAAAGCUUAACAAAAUCUCAGUCUUUUCCAGGAAGAUAUAGUAAGUCUAAUUUAGGAAUCAGUUUGCAAUUCACCUCUUGUGUGCUAUUAGGAAAACAGGAGGGGGAAAAACUUAACUGCUACAAGUUUAACCAUACACUAAUGCAUUUAAAGUAAAAGUAGAGUUUCUCAUUAAAACCCAAUAUUAUAUUUCCACAUCUCUCUUUACUUUCUCAGUAUAAAAUCUUCAAAAAUCCCUGAAUCCAUUAUCAUCACUGGCACCUGGAAUUAAUUUUCAAAUUUGUAAUGGUAAUCAGAGUUAUGGUUAUUUAAUUUGUAUGCUAAAUGAGGAGAUAGACUGAAACCCUCCAAAUCUCCAAAUCUCAUCUAUAUGCCACUGCCUUUCAGAAGUGAUGUGGUUGUGGGAAAAACAAAAAAUUGAUUUGUUUCUAGUUACAUAUUUAGUGCACCCCCAAAAAAAUUAUGUUCCUUCAGUGAAAAUGAAUUUUGGAUACAAAAGUAGCUUAAGUCUCCUUUACAGAAAGUAAGGGAGUUGUUGAAAAGAAAGUAUUUUUCCAAUCACAGUGUUUAUGUAGUAGUGUUCCUAUUUUUGUUUACAAACAUGGAAAACAGAGUAUUUCUGGCAGCUCUAGUACAAAUGUGAUAAUAUAUUGCUGAAAUAUUCUAGAUACUAUUGUGAUAAUAUAGUAGGGGCUGAAGAAAAUGAAACAGCUUUCUGUAGAAUUAUACAUAGUGCCAAAAUUAUGUGAAAUGCUUA
Molecule: messenger RNA, 3524 nt
Organism: Manis javanica (Malayan pangolin)
Lineage: Eukaryota; Metazoa; Chordata; Mammalia; Pholidota; Manidae
Gene: CALCR
Product: calcitonin receptor
Biological process (GO): positive regulation of cytosolic calcium ion concentration; cell surface receptor signaling pathway; adenylate cyclase-activating G protein-coupled receptor signaling pathway
Cellular component (GO): plasma membrane; axon
Molecular function (GO): calcitonin receptor activity
Source: RefSeq, a predicted model, not a curated record